This is a messenger RNA of Paramuricea clavata, 1011 nucleotides long. NCBI's taxonomy places the organism in Eukaryota, Metazoa, Cnidaria, Anthozoa, Malacalcyonacea, Plexauridae. The record is from the annotation of a GenBank genome assembly.
AUGACCAAGAUUUGGAAUGAAUCUCUUCUCUCUACAUCCACAUGGCCUACCUCUUGCAAAAUUGCUCAUAUAGAUCCUUUACCAAAAGUCGAGAAUCCAAAGGAAUAUUGUGAAUGUAGAGGUAUAAACGUCACACAUGUGAUUGGACGAUGCUUCGAAAGAACGGUUUAUCAUUAUCAUAGUAAAAGAUCUUUCGAGGCGGAGUUAUCAUCUUCCCAGUUUGCUUAUCGAAUCGGUGGGUGUAGCACAGACGCCUUAAUUAAAUUACAGUAUAUGUACCUGAAAGCACUAGAAGAACCAAAUUGUGAUGCAGUGAGAUUAAUUGCAAUGGACUUUUCCAAAGCAUUUGACAAUGUAAAACACGCAAAACUGAGUGAAAAAUUGAAAUCGAGUCCUAUGAACCCUUAUUUAGUAAAUUGGUAUUUAAAUUUCUUAAAAGAUCGAAGACAGAGAAUAGUUUUCCAAGGAACGACAUGCAAGUGGAAAGAUAUUAACAAGGGAGUUAUGCAAGGAACUGUAACCGGACCACAUUUCUUUAAUUUAUUUAUUAAUGAUUUGGAGAUUAAAAACUGUUCCAACACCCCCCUUGUUAAAUUCGUGGAUGAUUCCUUACUUUUGGUACCGAUUUUGAAGAAUACCCAAGAUUGUAGUUCUAAAGCUAUAGAUGAAUUUAAGGACUGGUCCGAAUCAAACUCUUUACCUUUAAAUGAGAGUAAAUGUAAAGAAAUGACUAUAUUAAAGAAAGGACGAUCAGAGGAUUGUGUAUCACCAAUUUAUGGUUUUGAACGGCACUCUAGUCUUGAAAUACUGGGGCUAACCUUUGAAAUGACAAGCAGAUUUGAGAAAUGUGUUAAGAAAAAGUUGGUGAAAGCAAAUAAAUGCUUGUUUGUAAUUCGAAAGCUGAGGAAUGAAGGAUACAGUCAAGACGAAUUAGAUCUUCUUUUUAGGUCACUGGUCCUGUCACAACUUACCUAUGACUUAUCAGUUAUUGCUGCAUCACCACCGGAGUAA